Sesamum indicum (sesame) is the source of this 1529-nucleotide messenger RNA. RefSeq names its product plant/protein. Gene Ontology annotation, cellular component: Golgi apparatus. The record is from RefSeq and is a predicted model, not a curated record. Lineage: Eukaryota; Viridiplantae; Streptophyta; Magnoliopsida; Lamiales; Pedaliaceae.
AAUAAAGAAACACAUAAAAUGCAGAAAAAUCACACGCCUUCUUUGCUUCUCUAACUCUUCUCUUCUGCCAACAGCCUGAAAAUUUACGAAUGGCGAUCCAGAAAACCCAUCAGAAGGUGAAAUUAUCGAAGCCCAGAUCUCCAAUCUUCGUUCUCACAGCUUCCGUUGCAUGCAUUGCUGUGUUGUACCUUGUCUCGUCUCUACUUUUAACUCCAAGGAGCAUGCGGAGCUUGGGAACUGACCCCAAGAAUCGUCACAGUUUGCACGAGAAGUACUUGUAUUGGGGAAAUCGAAUUGACUGUCCUGGAAAGCACUGCGAUUCUUGUGAGGGUUUGGGCCACCAAGAGUCCAGCCUUAGGUGUGCCCUUGAAGAAGCGUUGUUUCUGGGGAGGACUUUUGUGAUGCCUUCUAGGAUGUGCAUAAAUCCCAUACACAAUAAGAAAGGGAUCCUUCAUCAGUCCAGCGAUACGGUUUCAGAGGAAAGGUGGGCAGCUAGCUCCUGUGCUAUGGAUUCUUUGUAUGAUCUGGAUCUCAUAUCUGACACAGUACCUGUGAUUUUGGAUAAUUCAAAAAUGUGGCAUCACGUUCUCACCACAAGCAUGAAAUUGGGAUCCAGAGGGAUAGCGCAUGUGCAAGGAGUUAGUCGAGCCGAUCUCAAAGAAAAAAGUUUGUAUUCAAAUCUUUUGCUCAUUAAUCGAACUGCAAGUCCUCUAUCAUGGUUCAUGGAGUGCAAGGAUCGCAACAACCGCAGUUCUAUCAUGUUGCCAUAUUCAUUUCUUCCUUCAAUGGCUUCAAAGAAGCUACGAGAUGCUGCGGAAAAGAUUAUGGCACUUCUUGGAGAUUAUGAUGCGAUCCAUGUCCGCCGAGGUGAUAAACUGAAAAAUAGGAAGGACAGAUUUGGCGUUGAACGGAGCUUACAUCCUCAUCUUGACAGAGAUACACGUCCAGAGUUUAUCCUUUGUAGAAUUGCCAAAUGGGUUCCUGCUGGACGAACCCUUUUUAUUGCAUCCAACGAACGAACUCCUGGCUUCUUUUCACCUUUGGCUGUAAGGUACAAAUUGGCAUACGCAUCAAAUUAUAGCAGUCUUUUGGAUCCAUUAGUCGAGAAUAACUACCAAUUAUUCAUGGUGGAACGGCUCAUCUUGAUGGGGGCCAAAACGUUUAUCAGAACAUUCAAAGAAGACGAUAAAGAUCUCAGCCUUACAGAUGACCCCAAAAAGAACACCAAGAUAUGGCAUAUCCCUGUGUAUACCAAGGAUGGAGAGGACUGUUAACCGUUGAUAACAUACAUGUUUGAAUGGCCGACACUUUCUUUGCUCAAACUCUUGGUGUAGAUAGAUUUUUUCACACAUUAGAACAGUUUUUACUCUUCGUUACAUCUGAAAUCCCGGCUUGUUAUCACAAGCUGCAAAUGAAGAGUCGCCAACUACUUCAAGACUGCUGUAGAUGUGAAGGAACAUAUGAACCGAAAAUUGUAUUUAGUUGUAUCGUAAACUGGAAAUUGUUGCUUGAGUGAAAUUUUUUCAUUA